This is a messenger RNA of Cyanidioschyzon merolae strain 10D, 882 nucleotides long. RefSeq names its product similar to Gbp1p protein. Gene Ontology annotation, cellular component: nucleus; cytoplasm. The record is from RefSeq and is a predicted model, not a curated record. NCBI's taxonomy places the organism in Eukaryota, Rhodophyta, Bangiophyceae, Cyanidiales, Cyanidiaceae. The transcript has a single exon. Gene Ontology annotation, molecular function: mRNA binding. Bases 1 to 882 code for a protein of 293 amino acids.
AUGACGAGCAACGCCUCUGUAACAGGGCCACACCCGGAGAACGGGACGGUGCAACCCGGCGCGGUUCCUGUUCAAGACGCCAUGCUGACCGUAACCAACGAGCACGAGUUUGCAGAUUCUUCCGGGAACGUUGCUGUUGGGGAGCAGGCGGCCAGUCUUAUGUCAGGGCAAGUGUCGGACACUGCACCGGCAUCGCCGCGACGACCCGUACGGACUUCGAAGCUGGACCCGAACGCACCCCCGGCAGGCCCCGGGUCCGAAGGUGGUGCGCUACCCUCGCGCCGCGUCUACGUUGGCAACCUCGCCUGGAGUGUUUCUUGGCAAGCUCUGAAAGAUCAUAUGCGCAAGGCUGGCGAGGUGGUUUUCGCGGAAGUGUUCACGGAACGGGACGGUCGCUCGCGCGGUUGCGGGGUGGUGGAGUACGCCACGGAGGCCGAUUCCGCGAACGCCAUUGCCACGCUGAACGACACCGAGCUUCAGGGGAGGCUGAUAUUUGUGCGCGAGGAUCGCGAACCGAACCAGCCUCUGCGGCGAAACAAGACGUCAGCGUCAGGGUUUCACGGGGCGAACGCCACUACCGGAAAUCGCCACCACGAAGCUCGGGGACGUAACCAACCGCCGUCUUUUCCAUCGGAUAAGGGUCGCAAGAUCAUCGUCUGGAACUUGCCAUAUUCUUAUACCUGGCAGGACCUAAAGGACGAAUUUCGAGCCUGUGGGAACAUUAUCCGCGCGGACAUCUUAAUAGACCAGGAAGGGCGCAGUCGCGGCGCCGGCACGAUUGUCUUCGAAUCAGAGGAGGACGCACAGCGAGCGAUCCAGAUGAUGGACCGUGCUGAACUGGCCGGAAGAAUCGUGGAUGUACGCCUCGACAAGUAUGCAUAA